AUGAACGGCAAGCAGAGCCCAGCGAAUGUGAAUGGGGCUUUCAGAAUAGAGCCCGGACAGCGAUCUAUCCCUGACUAUGAGAACCUUGUGCGCAACUCCCUUCGGCUCUUGGUCUCAUGCAAUCUAUUGCGGCAUUGUUUAAACUAUGAGAAGUUAUUCAUCCAACUUUCCCAGCCACCACUGCUUCCGCAAAAUACGACUCUGAAAGCAGACAUGUGCAUCAAAUCCCAUCUUACGUGGCUGCUCGCCCGGCUGGCAAACAAAGGACAGAAAAGCAAAAGCCCUUCCGAUCCAUUUUCUACGGGAAUGGAGCCUUCUGCAUCUCUGGGUCUCUUUUGGCCGAUAGAUUAUAUUGGUAUUUUUCUUGUUUCCUUCAUUGCCAGGCAACUGAACAUAGCGCUGGAGAAACGCUACCGCGCAGAGAUUCGAUGA
Molecule: messenger RNA, 432 nt
Organism: Histoplasma capsulatum G186AR
Lineage: Eukaryota; Fungi; Ascomycota; Eurotiomycetes; Onygenales; Ajellomycetaceae
Exons: 1
Coding region: 1-432 (143 amino acids)
Source: RefSeq, a predicted model, not a curated record